AUGGAGGACGCAGAUUUGGCAGCAAUCAGACAGCGACGACUAGCCGAACUCGCGGGCAAGCAAGGGUCGUCGGGCUCUUUUGGACCGUCACCAACAUCCUCAUCAGCUUAUGGGGGCAAGCAAGAGUCCGAGCAAGAGCAGCGGCAGGCCAGAGAAGAUGAGGAGGAGCAGCGGCGUACGAUCAUGUCACAGAUACUAGACAACCAGGCACGAGAGCGACUGUCUCGCAUCAAUCUGGUCAAACCAAGCAAGGCAAGAGCGAUACAGGACAUCCUCCUCAACAUGGCGCGCUCCGGGCAGCUGCGUGGUCGGGUGACGGAGGAGCAAUUGAUCGGAUUAUUAGAGCAAGUCGAGCGACAACAGGCGUCAUUCGAGAAGGACUCGUCAGCAGGCAAAAUUACCUUUUCACGGAAACGGGAGACGAUUGCGAGGAAUGAAGACUCGGCCAGCAUUGACUCGAGGCUGUCCCGUGCAUCAGCCACAAGUCUGCAAUAUGCAGUCAACCACACACGCAAAGGAUUGCCCAGAUCUUCGAGAAUCUCGUCCGAGCACCAUGGUCCCUGCGCUCGACGAUCAGUGAUGCUUCGACAGCCGGAACGGGCUGACCGUUUCGCCCUUCUGCUGGCAUUCCAUGAAAAAGCGCUCAUUUGUCAAUUUGGCAAAACGAUGAUUGACACCAAGAUGAACGUAACCGUCCCAGACACCCUUACAGCAACCAUACCACCCAGCGUUCGGUGCAAAGUUGUGCGUGCUCGAGUACCAGACUUUGAUCGUCUUCUUCGAAACAUCGUCAGGAUCGCGGUUCGGUCCUACCACGAAGUGUUCCUCGAUGCGAUGGACGGUCUCCUGCAGACCGUACAUCAGGCUGAACGCAAUGCAACUUCAAGGAGCACUCACGACCUCGCCCCUGCCAUUGCCAUCGCGAGUCUCAUAGAUGGCCACCGUCGACAUCACUGCUUGACACCGUUAAGCAAAGAAGAGAGACAAGGAAACAGCCUCGACGGACGCGGCUCGGUACUGGCGAUCUUGAAGAUGUUGCUGCCAGGCAAAGCAAGCUGGCCCAAAGCGCCAGACGAGGUGUACCAAAACACACACGCUACAGCAAGAAGACGCAUGCUUGCUUCUUCCAGCACUACGAAAUACCGCAAAGAGCGGGAAAAGCCCAGUGUGCACGGGUCAAAGCGUGAUGGAGUGGUCAAGGCGACCGAGACUGCAGCUGCGCAAAUGUCAAGACGAUAUCCUCGCAGCGGUAACAAUCCAGGAUUGACGUCUCAUAUCGGUCUCUUCACGUUGCUCGUGUCUUUUCGUCGGGCAAUGCUUGUGAAUAGCAUGAUCAAAGCAAUAGUGGCCGCAAUGCUGCUUGCCACUGGCAUACUCGCUUUACCCGCACCCCUUCGAGUAAACAAGAAGCAGGCUGCAGAUAUCGUGGGACCUGACAGCAUGUCCACGUUUACUCUGAUCGAUACAGACUUCAGCGACCCGCUGCAAGUCAGAUUCAGCUAUCAUAUCCACAAGCAUAGCAAUGUCGUUGAUCUCUUCGACAUCUCUGGCGCAACUGCCAAAUGGUACCGUUCUGGCGAAUCACCCGAUACAAGGACAGUCGAGCAUUGCUUCAAGUUCACAAGAGGCGAGGAUUGGGUCAUUCCCUGCUUUCGCUGGCCCAGGGACAGUCCCUACUUCAGCAGCUGGUAUUUUGACAGCUUUUACACGGUUGCCACGCUAGGCGAUCCCAAUAAAAUCAACAGGGUUAUUCUCUCUCGCGACAUCAAUCGCGCUCAGGGAGACUUUGAUGAUCUUCCGCGCCAGUACAACAACCCGAUGUGUUUGUCAUACAUCUCACCGCGCAUCACAGGCGACCUUCGUGCGUUCUUGGGCGCCGUCUUCAUGAUCAUAUCCGAUCCAGUCUCGAUUCGUUCACCCGGGUGGUGCUUGCAGUUCGGCGCAGCUACCGAGGCCAUGUACAUGUUGCUGCGCGGCUUUUCGCAUUUAGCCCUCGCCGUCUCUAGCCCUGUUCUCACAAAGCUGCGAGUGUCCGCCGUCGUCAGGAGCAUACUCACACAGCAGCCGGUCAGCCUCCAUCGUCGAGGGCUAGAGGGGACAGGCGUUGCAUCCAUGACUCCGUCGCCGCCCUGUUUCCUGCCAUCGUUCGCUUCCUUCCUUGACGACAAACAACGCGCAGACAAGAUGAUCAAAGCGAUGUUGGCUACACUUCUUCUUGCCGCUACUACGCUCGCAUCGCCUGCAUCCGUCUUGUCAGAAAGACAGUCUGCUCCGACAUUGGGACCAGACAAUCUUGCCACCUUCGCCCUUACCAACAAGGUGUGGCCUGACGUUGUGUUCCAAGUCGAGUUCAGCUAUCAUGUCCACUUGCCCGGCAUGAGCAUCGAUCUCUUCAAGGUCUCUGGCGCUACGGCAAAGUGGCAUUCUACUGGCGAGUCGCCCGACACGUAUACGAUCCAACAGUGCUACAAGCUUACCAGCGGAGACGAUUGGGCAAUCCCUUGUUUCCGCUUCCCCCGUGGCGGUACCGCGAUUAUGAGUUGGUAUCUCGACAGCUUCUACACGAGAGGAACCGGCAGUGACCCUACACAGGUCGGCAAAGUCACGCUCACGCGUGACGCCAGUCGCCAAUUGCCGGAAUUUUCUGACGUCAUUCCGCGCGAGUACAACAGGUAUUGA
Messenger RNA from Mixia osmundae IAM 14324, 2679 nucleotides. RefSeq lists its product as uncharacterized. NCBI's taxonomy places the organism in Eukaryota, Fungi, Basidiomycota, Mixiomycetes, Mixiales, Mixiaceae. The transcript has 13 exons. Gene Ontology annotation, molecular function: DNA binding. The record is from RefSeq and is a predicted model, not a curated record. Bases 1 to 2679 code for a protein of 892 amino acids. Gene Ontology annotation, cellular component: cytosol; nucleus.